This is a messenger RNA of Penicillium samsonianum, 789 nucleotides long. RefSeq lists its product as uncharacterized. The transcript has a single exon. NCBI's taxonomy places the organism in Eukaryota, Fungi, Ascomycota, Eurotiomycetes, Eurotiales, Aspergillaceae. The record is from RefSeq and is a predicted model, not a curated record. Bases 1 to 789 code for a protein of 262 amino acids. Gene Ontology annotation, molecular function: trans-aconitate 2-methyltransferase activity.
AUGUCGCAACAAACCAAAGACUGGAGCGCAAGCCAAUACCUCAAAUUCGAAAAUGAACGCACCCAGCCGGCCCGGGAUCUCCUAUCACACGUGCCCCUAACAUCCCCAAAGAGAAUAAUCGACCUAGGCUGCGGCCCAGCGAACUCGACAACAGUCCUAGCAAAGCAAUACCCAUCAGCAACAAUAACAGGCCUAGACUCAUCGCCCGACAUGAUCGCGCGCGCAAAGAAAGUUCUCCCAGACCGGGACUUCCACGUCGCAGACCUGUCCACCUACAGGCCAGACCCAGCUGAGCCCGUCGAUCUCUUCUUCUCGAACGCGGUGUUCCAGUGGCUGAAAGCCGAUGAUCGCAUUGCGGUCAUUAAACGUCUGCUACAGCCCCAGGCAAAGGGCGCUGUUUUCGCACUCCAGGUCCCGCAUAAUCUGAACGAGCCUUCACAUCUUCUUAUGCGCGAGACGGCUGCUGACGGCCCGUGGGCGGGAAAACUAGCUGGUGUGCAGAGAGAUGGGUUUCAGUCGCCGCAGGAACUUUAUGAUCUCGUUAAACCGUUUUGUAGUCAGGUUGAGAUUUUUGAGACGAGUUAUUAUCAUUCGCUGGAGAGUCAUGAGGCGGUUAUUGAGUGGGUUAAGGGGACGGGGUUGAGGCCGUUUUUGGAUCCGUUAGACGAUGCGGAGGAGGAGGUUUUCUUGAAGGCGUAUUUGAGGCGCUUGCAGGGUGUUUAUCCGGUUUCUGUUGAUGGGAGGGUCUUGUUGAAGUAUCCGCGGUUGUUUAUGGUUGCCGUGAAAUGA